GAACCGACCGGAGGGCCCGUGGGGACAGCGCGCGGCGAGGGGACCCGCUCCCGCGGCAGGAGCCAGGCCCGCGCUCCGCCUUCCGUCCUCUCCCGAGCGGCGCCGUCCUCUCCGCGAACACGGCGGGAAGGCGCCCUCUCCUUGCGGGCCCGGAGCUGCAGAGGCAUCGCGGGGCGCGGCCGAGGGGUGGAGAAAGGAGAGGGAGCCGAUCGGCCGGGCGGCAGUGACUCGCGGGGCCGCGGCUCCGCCAAUCUGCGGGCGCUGACGCGGGGGGCGGCUCCGCGGCGUUCGGAUAUCUGCCCGCCCGGGUGCGGGCAUCGCGAGGCUCCGCCGUGGGCACUGCGCUCGGGUCGGCGCUGCACCUGCCGGGGAUCGCCCGCCGCUCGGUGUGCCCCCCGCCCACUCCGCCUCCCCAUCGGUCCCCGCGGCCCUGCGCCCUCGCUCCCCUCCGGAUCCCCGCCUCCGGGCCGCAGCGCGAGAGGGCCCAGCCCUGCCCCAAAGAGCCGCCCUUUCUCCACCGCCCGGCCCGGCGCCCGGCGCGGCCCCGGAGCCGGAUCGGAUUGCGCCGAGUCGCCACCGCCAUCCCCAGACCGCGCGCCCCGGGCAGGAAUGGGGCGCCGCAUGGGCCCCCUGCGCGCCAGAUGAGCGCGGUCGGCCCAGAGCCGGUCACUCGACUGGGCCCCAGCUCCGCGGACGAGGACCCUUGGGCCCGGUCGCCGAGGGCGCGGCCGCUCCGGAGACGCGAGAGGGACCGACCCGAGAUGGCCCGGCCGGCGCGCGCUUGGGCGGUGGGCGCUUCCCACGUGGCGCGGGCCUGCGAGCAUCCCCGGAGCUGGUAGCUGCCGGAAGCCAGAUGCACCUUGAUCCGUGCGGCGCCUCGUUCGGGCCGAGCCAAGCCUAGAGGGCGCGGGCGGGCGCUCCGAGGCGCCGUGAAGAUGAUCCAGGUGCGCCGGUUCCGCGUGCUCGUCCUGAUGGUGUUCCUGGUGGCGUGCGCGCUGCACAUCGCGCUGGACCUGCUGCCCCGGCUGGAGCGGCGCGCGCGGCCCCCGGGGGAGGCCGGCUGCUCUUGCGCGCAGCCCGCGGCAGAGGCGGCGCCUGGCUGGGCCCAGGCGCGCGGCCGCCCCGGGGAGCCCUCCGCCGCCGGCGACGCGGGCUGGCCCCACAAGCACACGCUGCGCAUCCUGCAGGACUUCAGCUCCGACCCUUCCUCCAACCUCACGUCCCACUCGCUGGAGAAGCUGCCGCCCGCCGAGCCGGCCGAGGGCGCCGUGCGGGGCCAGGAUCCCGGGGCGCCCAGACCCCGCGGCCACGCUCACCGGCCGCUGCUUCGAGACCCCGGCCUCCGGCGGCCCGUGCCGCCGCCCGGCCCCAGCGGGGACGGCUCGCUCCUGGCCCGGCUGUUCGAACAUCCGCUGUACCGGGUCGCCGUGCCCCCGCUGACCGAGGACGACGUCCUCUUCAACGUGAACAGCGACAUCAGGUUCAACCCCAAGGCGGCGGCGGAGAACCCCAACUGGCCGCACGACGGCCCCGAGGGCGAGGACUUCGCACCCACGGGGGAGGCGGCCGUGGACAGCUACCCCAACUGGCUCAAGUUCCACAUCGGCAUCAACCGGUACGAGCUGUACUCCAGGGACAGCCCUGCGGUCGAUGCCCUGCUGCAGGACCUGGGCGCCCAGAAGAUAACCAGUGUGGCCAUGAAGUCGGGGGGCACUCAGCUCAAGCUCAUCAUGACGUUCCAGAACUACGGGCAGGCCCUGUUCAAGCCCAUGAAGCAAACAAGAGAGCAGGAGACACCCCCUGACUUUUUUUAUUUCUCUGACUACGAGAGGCACAAUGCGGAGAUCGCUGCCUUCCACCUGGACAGGAUCCUGGACUUCCGCCGCGUCCCUCCCGUGGCCGGCAGGAUGAUCAACAUGACCAGGGAGAUCCGGGACGUCACGCGGGACAAGAAGCUGUGGAGGACCUUCUUCAUCUCCCCAGCCAACAACGUCUGCUUCUACGGGGAGUGCUCCUACUACUGCUCCACGGAGCACGCCCUGUGCGGGAAGCCGGACCAGAUCGAGGGCUCGCUGGCGGCCUUCCUGCCGGACCUGUCCCUGGCCAAGAGGAAGACGUGGCGGAACCCGUGGCGACGCUCGUACCACAAGCGCAAGAAGGCAGAGUGGGAAGUGGACCCCAACUACUGCAACGAGGUGAAGCAGACGCCCCCCUACGACCGCAGCCGCCGCAUCCUGGACAUCAUGGACAUGACCAUUUUCGACUUCCUCAUGGGGAACAUGGAUCGCCAUCACUACGAGACAUUUGAGAAGUUUGGGAACGACACCUUUAUUAUCCACCUGGACAACGGGAGAGGGUUUGGAAAAUAUUCCCAUGACGAGCUUUCCAUUCUGGUGCCUCUACAACAGUGCUGCAGGAUCCGGAAGUCCACCUACCUGCGGCUGCAGCUGCUGGCCAAGGAGGAGUACAGGCUGAGCCUGCUGAUGGCUGAGUCGCUGCGGCAGGACCGGGUGGCGCCGGUGCUGUUCCAGCCGCACCUGCAGGCCCUGGACCGGCGGCUGCGCCUGGUGCUGCAGGCCGUGGGCGCCUGCGUGGGGAAGGACGGGCUGGGCCAUGUGGUGGAGGACGACCUCGACCCCCUGGACCCUGGGCACAGAGGCUCCGCCGACAGGUAGUGACCACAGCCGCCGGCUGGUGCCGGGGACGGACACGAUGCCCCAGCUGACUCGGCCGUGGGGUCCUCCAGCUGUGGGUCCGCAGGACGCGUUUCGUUCGCUUUCAAGACAAAGCGGCUGCGGAGGGAGCACGCAGCUGUGGACGGACAGGCGGCCUGGCGGCAGGCGACCACCCUUUUGUACGGAAGGGAAGCCUUUCCUUACUGUUUUGUAUUUAUACACAGACGAUAUGUAUAUAAACAGAGACGCCGGCACAGACCCGCAACUCACGCGGAGAGCCACCCUCUGCCCGGCUCCCCGCCAAGGCCCUUGUGCUCUGGACUUAACUUAAAACUAAAACUCCCCUUUCCCCCCCUCCCGGCCGCACGGGAGGCCCUCCGAGACGCCUGCUCCUGAGGCCAGCAGGACUCGCGUGGACGGACGGACACUCACAUGUUCUCGGUGACGAAAUGACCAGCUAUUGUUUCUCGGCGCCACCCACCAGUGCCCGGGGACCUCCCGGGAGGCGGCCAAGGGCGCAGCUCCGUUUCCGUGGAGACUCGUGUGAGCGUGUCGCCCGGGCUCCGACCCCGGUACAUUCUUGAGGAAGAUUUGCAAUGUGGUGAACGUGCAAUAAAGAUACAGCAGA
Molecule: messenger RNA, 3303 nt
Organism: Myotis myotis
Lineage: Eukaryota; Metazoa; Chordata; Mammalia; Chiroptera; Vespertilionidae
Gene: FAM20C
Product: FAM20C golgi associated secretory pathway kinase
Exons: 10
Coding region: 936-2675 (579 amino acids)
Biological process (GO): protein phosphorylation
Cellular component (GO): Golgi apparatus
Molecular function (GO): protein serine/threonine kinase activity
Source: RefSeq, a predicted model, not a curated record